AUGGAUACAGAGGCGGAAAGUUUAUUUGGCGAAGAGGAGAAGAGCUCAAUGGGUGGUGGUAGACAGGGGGAGAAAAAUGGGAGUGGAGGUGGAGGUGGAGGUGGAGGUGGAGGUGGAGGUGGAGGUGGAGGUGGUGGUGGUGGUGGUGGUGGUGGCUUUAAUGGUGGUGGUGGGAUGUAUACGGGGAGUUGCAUACAUUGA
Ilex paraguariensis (yerba mate) is the source of this 201-nucleotide messenger RNA. The record is from the annotation of a GenBank genome assembly. NCBI's taxonomy places the organism in Eukaryota, Viridiplantae, Streptophyta, Magnoliopsida, Aquifoliales, Aquifoliaceae.